AUGAGUUGGUUGAUCAAUCCUAAAGCACAUAUUUCCAUUUCAAGCCAGCGGAGUGAAGAUGAUCCCUUGUAUUUCAGGACAAUGAAUCUAGAGACCUCUAUGCUUCGUUCUAAUGAAAUGGAUGCAGUCUCUUGUAAACUCUUCAAAGAGAUCCUUCGGAAUCUGGUGAUCAUGCUAUCGACUGCAUUCAUUUCUAGCCAACUACUUUACAUGAAGGAGAAAGUCGAUGGCAUUCCAUAUAUUUCCCAGAUGAUGCCCUCAUUCCACGCGAAGCUUCUUGCCUUAGCUGCCUUUUUGAUGACGGUAACCCUCUCCCACAAGGUCGCUGAGUGUAGGAAAAAACCCCAUCUUCAUUUGCCUUCUCAUUCCAAAGGAAUACCUAAUGAUCAAAAGGCUCGGUAUUUGACUGCAACAUUGCUUUUACUUGGGUUUUUGGGUUAUUGUUACCUUCAUAGCGGAAUCUUUGAGACUACAAAAGUUCAUGGUCUCGGAGAAGCUGAGUUCAACAGAAUUUGGACAUACAAAACGCAGAGUUCAUAUGAUUCAUUCAAUCUGUUUCUGUUUCCGCAGGAGCCUGGGAGGGAGCCUUUGUUCCCAAUUGAUAAUCGUGAAUCGCCAAGUAAUUCUUUUGGUAGUGUCCCUCCACUCAAGUUGGUUUCUUUUUGGCUCAAGGAUGUUGAUCCAAUCCGCAGGGCCAAAAAUGCUCAAGAUAGUAGUAGACUUACUGUUAUCUUUGAAGGUGUGUAUCUUGAGUCUCAAGAGAAUGGAGGGCAGGGCUUGAUGUGUUUGGUGGGAACUGCAGCCAUUCCUACCAAUUCUAGUCAAAUGGUGCAGGUUCAAAUGCAGCCGUCCACACUACAAGAUGAUCAAAUCUUGCUUGUUCUUCGAUUUCCUAAAACCUUUACUUUAACUACCAGAGAUGUGAGCGGAGAAAUGAAAAGCUUAAAGUCCCAGGGAAGCCAAACAUAUUUUGACAAAGUACACAUCAUCUCGCAAUUAAGUGAGAAGUCAAAAUAUCAGUUUGGAUCUGAAGAAAUCCUGUCAGGUAUCUGCAGUACUACUUACCCUUCUCCUCAUUCUUUGAUCAAUGAAGAUCUUGAGAUUUACAAAGGAGAAGAUUAUUGCCAGAAGUUGUGGGGACUUGUGUGGAAUGAAGUGCUUGAGUUUGUAUCCACGUGGGAAAAAAAUGUUCAAAGUAACAAUUGCAGCAAGAUUGGACCUUUCUUGCUUGACAAAGAGCUUGAGGCAACUUAUAAGAGGUCUGACAAGCUCAGGCUUAUGUUUCAGGAACUAAAUUGUGAGCCUGGAACUGAUCAAAACGGGGUUAAGAUAGCCAUGGUGUCUGCUGUUCUAAGAGUCAUACAGAAAUCAGAAUACUCAACAAGAGAAGAGAUGAGAACAGGUCUCUCCUCCAUCACACUUUCUGCUGAGGGAAGGUGCCAAUCAGCUAGUGGGCAGCUCUGCAUGGUUGGUUGCACUGGACCUCCAGCUAAUAUUCGACAAAGUUGCCAUUCUCGAAUCACUUUACAUCUUCCUCUCACUAUGUCUAUUAACCAAAGAAGCCUCGUUUUGGGGGCCAUAAGCAGCACUGAUGUGUCAAAAUCACAUGAUCCUCUUAUGGAGAUUCAGAGAAGAAGCCAACCUUCCACUUUGGGAAGCAUGGUAAGGAAAUCAAUUUUCCAAUAUCCAUCAUCUAAGGGGAAUGAUGUAGCCAGCUUUUCAUUUUUUGCCGAUGUGCUAUCAGUUGAAGUUUUUGCAGCUCCUCAAACAGUCAGAGAUAACGAGGCAUCUAAGACUAAUGUCAAAGUGGUGUUUCUUUCAAUGGGUUCAUUAUUUGGACGAUAUCGAUCACUUACAGAAUUUGGACAGAGACAUCAAGAGGCCUUCCAUUCAAUUUCUGAAGAUAUUGAAGUCUCAGGGCAUCUUGAGAUUAAAGGUGGUCAAUAUUUUAAUCUCUCUCUAUCUUUUGAAGGGAUCUAUGACCCCUCACUUGGACAGAUGCAUCUAAUUGGUUGCAGGGAUGUGCAAAACUUUGAAGAGUUCAAUGAUGGUGGCAGAAACCUUGAAGGAAGAAUGGAUUGCUUGAUUGAGGUCAAACUGCAAUACUCUCCAAAAAAUGCUAGGUGGCUUUUAAAUCCUAACAUCAGGUUCUCAAUCAAUAGCCAGAGGAGUAAAGAAGAUCCAUUCUAUUUCCCCCCUUUAAGUACUAAUACAUCUCUAAUUUCAUAUCAAAAGAAGUUCCAGGAUGUACUGAUUCGGGAAUGUUUCAAAGAGGGGCUUUCUAUCCUACUUCUUGUGGUGGCAAUCCUUUGCAUACGCAGCCAAACUGGUUAUACAGAAAACCUGAGCCAUCCGGCUGCUUAUAUAUCCAUGGUCAUGAUUGGACUUCAUGCCGUGGGCUUUAGCAUCUCAUUGAUCACAGGCCAUGAACCGAUAGUCAAGUGGAAAGAAUUUGCACCAUACAGAAACUCAGGGUAUGAUUUCCGCAAGUUUCAGUUUCUGCAGGCUUUUGAAUUGUGUAUCAAGUUUCUUCUGUUGUUUGCAAUCUUGGAUUUAACAAAGCUCCUGCAACGAGUAUGGGAAUCAAGGAAGAUGCUCAAGGCGCGAGUCAAGCAACUAAAUUUCAGAUUCCCCAAUGAUAAACUGGUUUUUGCUUUUUUCAUGCUGAUUCACGUGGUAGGUUUUGUAACUCUUUACACGGUUCGCAAACUUUAUGGAAUUCCACUGAUGAUGCAAUCAGAGAUGUACAGAUCGGCUAGUGUAAAUGUAGAAAGGAUGCUACAAUGGUGGAGAGAGUUAGAAAGUUAUGGUGGGCUAGUUCAAGAUUUCUUCUUGCUGCCACAAAUCAUUGGCUAUGCUAUAUGGGGAGUCCAAGGUGAGCCUUUGAGAAAGGCUUACUACAUUGGAUUCACAAUAAUCAGGCUGGUUGUCCGGGUUUACGACUAUGCCAGAGAUCCUGUUCCAAAUCGGCGCUAUAGUGCAAUUGAAUUCCAGUACUUGGGUUUGGAAUCAUGUUAUAAGGUUGGAAAUGUGAUUGUCUGUGUUAUGAUUGUUGCGCUAGCACUGACUGACUGUGUAUCUCCAGCAGAAAGCUUUGUGUUUGAAUGA
This is a messenger RNA of Oldenlandia corymbosa var. corymbosa, 3108 nucleotides long. NCBI's taxonomy places the organism in Eukaryota, Viridiplantae, Streptophyta, Magnoliopsida, Gentianales, Rubiaceae. The record is from the annotation of a GenBank genome assembly.